AUGCUUCUGCUUUUUUCUGUGGUUUCCUCCUGCUCUCAGACAAGCCUCUUUCAUUUCUGUAACAAACACCAGUGUGCUUGGACAGGUGCCUUUGUGUAAACUUACCAACAUCUGUAUUUUCUUUUGAAAGAAACUUCUGUAGGCUUGAUCAGAAGGAGUGGAGUUGUGAGAAAGAUGCUCCAACAUCUGAAGCACUCACAAGAGAGGCAGACACCUGAAGAAAAGGCCCGUUACACCGGUAAUCAACACACUCAGCCGUACUGAGAGACUAGAGGAGCUGAGCUUUUACAGGACCUGAAUUUCCUUCAUAGUGAAAGUGUUAGAAGAGGCCUUUCUUGUUCCUUUUUUGACUAAGCUAGCCUGAGAGGAUCACCAAGUGUUUUUAGGAAUUUUCUGAUCGUGAGUUUGAUUUAUUCUGAAUUUUCAUCUUCGCUGAAAGCUUCUUCACAAUCAAUUGCAUCGUCCUGGAAUCAGUUUUGGUUUAAAAGGUGUCCGACACCAUGUCCUAAAGGAGUCCAUGUGCUUCCACCUACACUGGAUCUAACUGACUAGAAAACUUUGAACACUUCAGUGGAUUUUAACCUGUGGAUUGUGGAGAGAUUCAUCUGGGUUUAUCCUGUUGGGAUUGUCAGUGAUUGAUCCAGAAGCAGUUCAGUAUCCUGGAAUUUCUAAGGAAAGUUGUGAUGGGUAACGCAGCUGGCGGGUUGGAGCAGAUGGAGGGGCAGGAGGCCAAAGGCUCAACGGGAGGGAUAAACCCUACUCCCUCCAUGCCUAAAAAGAAAUGUGCCCCUCCUAAACUACCCAUGCCCCCUGAGGAAGAGCUAGAAGAACGCUUCAGUGUGGUUUUGAGCUCCAUGAAUCUGCCUCCUGAUAAGAUGAAGCUUCUGAGUCAGUACGACAAUGAAAAGAAAUGGGAGCUGGUUUGUGACCAGGAGCGUUUUCAGGUGAAAAACCCUCCCUCAGCUUACCUGACUAAAAUCAAGAGCUUCUACCAGGACCAAGGUGGAGUGGUGCGCAGGUUCAAGAAACGUGUGCAGGAGUCCACUCAAGUCCUGAGAGAGCUGGAGAUCUCACUCAGAACCAAUCACAUUGGGUGGGCUCAGGAAUUUCUCAAUGAGGAGAACCAAGGCUUAGAUGUCCUGGUGGACUUCUUGUCGUAUGCUCAAAGUGAUGCACCGUUUGAGGUGGAAUCUGUGGAAAAUGGCAGCUCCGUUUUAGACAACAGGAGGUUGUCAGAGAGAUCAGUGGAGGAUCUAGCCAAAAAUGUCAGUCAUUCUCCAACACAUGGGAUGACCAGAGCAGCACGUGCACUCACUGUCCGAAUAUCUUCCUUGGCCCAUAGCAGAAAAACUAUGCGAAAUGCUCGAUUGGCCAGUCAAAGAGAUGAUGUUCACCUCUGUAUUAUGUGUCUUCGUGCGAUCAUGAAUUAUCAGUCUGGGUUUAAUUUAGUCAUGACGCACCCCAGAUGCGUCAAUGAAAUUACACUUAGUCUCAACAACAAAAAUCCCAGGACUAAAGCUCUGGUGCUAGAGCUGUUGGCGGCAGUGUGUCUGGUUAGAGGAGGACAUGACAUCAUCAUCUCAGCCUUUGACAACUUUAAAGAAGUGAGUGGAGAGAAGAACCGCUUUGAGAAGCUCAUGGAGUACUUCAUGAAUGACGACAGCAACAUAGACUUCAUGGUGGCUUGCAUGCAGUUCAUAAACAUUGUGGUCCACUCAGUGGAAAACAUGAACUUCCGUGUGCAUCUUCAAUAUGAGUUCACUCAGCUGGGUCUUGACCAGUACUUAGAGCAGUCCCUAAAGGAAAUGGAAAGUGAGAAGCUGCAGGUGCAGAUUCAGGCGUACUUGGAUAAUGUGUUUGAUGUUGGAGCUCUGCUGGAGGAUGCCGAGAAUAAAGGGGACAUAGUGGAGCAUGUAACAGAACUGCAGGAGGCCAAUGCACAGCUGAAUGCAAGAUUGCAGGAAUAUGAGAAUGGAGCACUGGAAAAAAUGGCAGAACUUGAGAAACAACUAAUGCAGGCCACUAAAGAAUCAGCACUGCUGAAGGAGAGCUUGCGAGAGUCCUGUACCCAGGUGAGCACUUUGCAGCAGAGAGAACGAGAACGAGAGAUUCAGAGGGAGAGAGAACGAGAGCAGGAGCGUAUGUCACAGCCCUCACAGGUAGAGAGAGAGAAGGUGAGUGAAAAGGAGUCCAAACUGGAAGGGAAGCUGAGGGAACUGCAGGAUAAAGGUUUAGUCCGACUGGAGCGCACAGCCUCUGGAAGCCUGGACAUUGAAGUCAUUCCAGUCACCGUAGAGAAAAUUGUCACUCAAACAGUGACUGUGUCAGGUCCUGCUUCUCAAGCCCCGCCCCCUCCAGCUGCAGCACCUCCUCCACCUCCUCCACCUCCUCCACUACCUGGUGCUGCAGCACCUCCUCCUCCUCCUCCUCCUCCACCACCACCACCUCCUCCUGGAAGUGGAGGCAUUCCGCCUCCCCCUCCUCCUCCUCCCCCUUCUGGUGGAGGUCCACCACCACCCCCGCCCCCACCUGGCUGUGGGCCACCACCCCCUGGGAAUGAGACAGGACCCAAGGCACGCAAACCAAUUCAAACAAAGUUCAGGAUGCCUCUGUUGAACUGGCAGGCUUUGAAGCCCAAUCAAGUGACGGGAACAGUGUUUAGCGAGCUGAAUGACGAGCAACUGUUAGGGGAGAUAAAUAUGGAUCUGUUUGCGGAGCAGUUUAAGACCAAGGCCCAAGGUCCUCCACCAGAUAUUUCUAAGAUCAAGGUUAAGGUAGCUGAGAAGGCCCCCAGUAAGGUGUCCCUACUAGAGUCUAACAAAGCCAAGAACCUUGCCAUCACCCUCCGCAAGGGAGGCAUGAGCCCCAACGACAUCUGCACAGCCAUUGAGAGAUAUGAUCAACAAUCUCUGAGUCUAGACUUCCUGGAGCUUCUGGAACGUUUCAUCCCAUCAGAGUAUGAGAUGAAGUUACUCCAGAACUACGAGAAGGAAGGGCGGUCACUAGAGGACCUGAGCGAUGAGGACCGUUUCAUCAGCCGCUUUGGUAAAAUCCCACGCCUCGCUCAGCGAAUCAACACCCUCACCUUCAUGGGGAACUUCCCUGAGAGCGUGAAACGUCUGCAGCCGCAAUUGGAUGCCAUCAUUGCAGCUUCGGUGUCCCUCAAGUCUUCAUCAAAGCUGAAAAAGAUGUUAGAGAUCAUCCUGGCCUUUGGGAACUACAUGAACAGCAGUAAAAGAGGAGCAGCAUAUGGGUUUCGCCUGCAGAGCCUUGACCUGCUGUUGGACACAAAGUCCACAGACCGCACACAGACUUUGUUACACUUCAUUGCGAAUAUGGUGCAUGAGAAAUACCCUGAACUUACCUCCUUCCACACUGAACUGCGCUUUGUAGACAAGGCUGCACUGGUGUCUUUGGACAGUGUGCUACAGGAAGUGAGGUCUCUGGAGAGAGGGAUGGAAGGAACCAAGAAAGAGUUCCUAGUGCAGGAUGACAUCCCAGCGCUGAAAGAGUUUGUUAAAGCCAACAGUGACAUAUUAGACUCACUUGUUAAAGAUGGCAAGAGCGCACAGGAGGCGUACACGUCUGUAGUGGAGUACUAUGGAGAGAACCCAAAGACGACGCAGCCUUCCAUGUUCUUCCCACUCUUUGUCAGGUUCAUCAGAGCUUAUAAGCAAGCGGAACAAGACAAUGAACAGAAGAAAAAACAGGAGAUUGCAGCAGAAGAACAGGCGGCCCCUUCCCCAAAGAAGAAAGAUGGCACCCCUCAAAAGGGUCCCAUGAUGCCCAAAAUGCCUCAGAUGGACCUGAUUGCAGAGCUAAAGAAGAGACAGGUGAAGCCCCAAGUCACAGAUGGAGCCAUUGAGGGCAUUAUCACAGAUUUAAGAAAUUCACCCUACAGAAGAGGUGAUGGUCGGAGAGCAGCUCCACGACAAGAUAACUGAGGGUUACCUUAAGACACUUCUCUCCUUCUCACUGGACACUUCUGUAAAUAAAAACCUGGACUUAUUCUUUAUAUUGUAAAACUUUUUCAUUCUGUACAUUGAGUAAAUGACUCUGGCAAAAACACAUUCACAGAUAAUGCACACAAAGAGUCACACUAACAAACACAUCACAUGUUCUGAAAUUGAGAAUCUGUUAAAAGCCAUCGUAAUGUAAUUGUACAUAAGCAUAAACAAUUUUGUACUAUCACAUUUUUUUUUGUGAAUGUAAACAAUUACUUGAGAUUAAAUGUUCAUAUUGCUUAUGAAACUGUGCUCACAGAUGAAAACAGUACUUUUAUACAGCCUAUAUAGGAAAUACACAUUUUUAAUUUUACAAUUCUUAAAUAAAGGUAAAGGUUAAAAAAAAAAAAAAAAAUGUACAGUAGUUUAUCAUUUAUAUAUAUCAUGCUCUGAAAGAAAAAAAAAGACUCAGUGGAAAUGUUGUCAUAGAAGAGAGCUGUACUUUAUUAGACACACAACCACAGCAAGUAUGUACAAAAGGUCUCAGCUCUCAACAUUUUCUCACAGAAAAGAAAAAAAAUAAAGUCACAUUUCUCACAAAGUUA
Messenger RNA from Megalobrama amblycephala (Wuchang bream), 4549 nucleotides. It is a transcript of the gene fmnl1a, whose product is annotated as formin-like 1a. Gene Ontology annotation, biological process: regulation of cell shape; cell migration; cortical actin cytoskeleton organization. The coding region runs from base 684 to 3944 and encodes 1086 amino acids. The transcript has 26 exons. The record is from RefSeq and is a predicted model, not a curated record. Gene Ontology annotation, cellular component: cytosol. NCBI's taxonomy places the organism in Eukaryota, Metazoa, Chordata, Actinopteri, Cypriniformes, Xenocyprididae. Gene Ontology annotation, molecular function: small GTPase binding; actin filament binding.